AUGGAAAAUCGUUUAGAAAAAAAUGUCAACAAAUUGAUUGAACGAUACAAAAAAACCAGCCAGUAAAUCGACUAGAUGAUCCAGCCAGAGCAAAUCAUAUCUCAGCCAAUUACUCUGUAUCAAACUAGAUCUCGACAAAGCAGAACCAAUUUCAAUGAUGAGUAAAUUCCAAUCUUUACAGAAUAGGGAGAGUUCUUCAAGGGAAAAAAAGAAUCACUCUAUUGAACAGAUUAGUAGACUAAGGGAAACCCUAAAUGCUAAAGAAUUGCAAGAAAAGGAAAAAUAAGAAAGAUUGAGAAUUUUGAAUAAAGAAUUAAAAGUAAGGAUCCUUUCUAUAAUUUAGAUGACUCUUAAGGAUUAUAUGCAAGCAAAUAAGGAUUUGGAAGUUAAAGUGAAUCAAAGAGAAAAGCACAUUAAAUAAUUAGAAUUUGAAUUAAAAUCUAUUUAAGAUUCUUUUGCCAAAGUAGAAAAUAAUGUUAGGGAGAAUAGACAAAAGUGCGAAGGUUAAGAAAAACUGAUUGAGGAAUUAUAAUAACAAUGUCAUGUCUCUCAUCAGAAAUUGAAAGGGAAGAAAGAUAAAAUAUAAUUGUUAAAAGAAUAGUUAAAGUAAUAAGAAACCCAAUUCGAUGAGCAAGGAUAAAAUUUUGGUAAAGAAUUAGAACGAGUGUAAAGACUUUGUGAGGAUUUUUCAACUGAAAUGUAUAAAUUAAUUUAAUAGUCGUUAGUAAAAACUAAGAAGCUUAAAAUAGGGAAUUAGAAGAUGAAAAAGUACAAAUACUAGAUGAAAUCUAAUAAAAAGAAGCUUAAAUCAGAUAUUUUGAUUAGCUAUUGCAGGAUUUUCAAUUCAGAGAUGAAGAUAACUUAAAAUAAAUAGACUUUUUAACCUAAGAGUUGCAAUAUUAAAAAGCUCAAACUUAGUAAUAUAUCAUAAAAUUUGAAGAAUGCCAAACAAAACUACAGUAAGUAACUGAAAAUACUUAAACAACACUAUUAAAUAAUGAGUAAGAAUCUAAAAAAUAACAAGACUAAUUUUAAGAUAUAAUAUUUAAAAAAAAAAAAAAAAUCAACGAACAAAAACUUAAGAUUGAGUAACUCUAAUAGAAUAUCUCUGAUUUAUAAAGGAAAAUAGACAAUGAUGACAAAAAUAGAUAAAUCCAAGAAUAUGAUCUGAAAAAAUUAUAGUAAAUUAAUAAUGAACUCAAACAGAUUAAUGAUUAACAAACUUAAAAAUUAUACCAUAAUGAAGAGAAAAUUUAAUAAUAACUUCUAGAAUUAUCAGAAUAAAAACAAAUUAAUUCAAAUUUAAUAAGCCAAUUUAAAUAAAUGGAAUAAAAAUCUGACUAAGCCGAAAUAAUUAUUGAACAAGUACUAUUAUUUUAUUAUCAUUAGCUUAAAGAUGAUAUUCAAAACUUAUCAGAUUCACUUAUUUAAGUCUAAAAUUACAAUAGAAAUCUUGAAUAAGAGCAUCUUGAUCGUAAAUUAUAACAUGAAAAAUAAAUGGAUGAAAUAGAGAAGAAAAUUGAUAAUUUAGUUGAAUCUGCUGCGAAUGCUAAAGAUGAACUUAAAGAAUCUAAAUAGAGAGAGAAUGAACUUAAAUAGAAAUUGAAGUCGUAGGAAUUAGAGACAGAUAAGUAAUAACAAAAGUGUCAGAAAUACAAAUUGCAAUUAGAAAGUCUAAGACAAACUAUAAAGAAUGUAAGAAGAUUUUACAUAUUUAGUUGGAAGAUAAAUUUAAAUAGUAUGAUUGCUAGGCAUAAUAAAUUUAAAUUUAAUCUCAAAAAUAGGAAGAAAUGUAGAAUUAAUAAAAAUUAAAAGUUUUAGAAGAUAUUUAAUCGUUAAUAAAAUUACAUAGAAAAAUAUGA
Molecule: messenger RNA, 1862 nt
Organism: Paramecium octaurelia
Lineage: Eukaryota; Ciliophora; Oligohymenophorea; Peniculida; Parameciidae
Source: the annotation of a GenBank genome assembly